ACUUAUCAUAGAGAGAAGAAAGAGGCAAGAGCAGCAGAUCGCCUCCUCAUUGUACACUGGGCACCAGACAGAGGACACUGGCAGAAAAACACAAUGAUUGGCGCGGUAGUAGUAGGACUUGGUAUUGCUGGUUCUGUGAGGAUCAGAGACCUUCUUAAGCCAUUGCCGUCCAGUCCAUCAGAAAAUCUGAAACUUGUUGGUUUUGUUUCAAGGAGGGACCUUGGGGAGUAUAAUGGUGUGAAGCAAAUUGACCUGGAAGAGGCAUUAAAGAGCAGUGAUGUUGAUGCUGCUUUUAUUUGCACGGACAAUCAAAACCAUGAGGAAAGUAUAAGGCGCUUUCUGGAAGCAGGAAAACAUGUUCUUGUUGAGUACCCAAUGGCUCUCUCUGCACAAGCCGCACGUGAAUUAUGGCAACUAGCAGAACAAAAAGGUAAAGUCUUGCAUGUUGAGCACAUCGAGCUUCUUACAGAGGAAUACAAAGCACUGAAAAAAGAAGUGAAUGGGAAGACACUUGAGGAAGGAGUCCUCCAUUUCACAGGUGGACCUCUAGAUAAGCAGCGUUCAGGAUUCACUGCAUUUAGUGGCAUAGCCCGGGCGACCUGGCUGGUUGACCUUUUUGGAGAGUUGACUGUUACCUCUGCUACCCAAGAAGAAAAUCCAGGAGAAAAUUACUCUAAACUCACUGCACACUUUGUUACAGCAAAUAACAAGCCAAUAACUUGGAUUGAAGAAAGAGACCCUGGCAUGAAGAGAGAGAAAAAAGUCAACUUUAAAUUUACAAACGGAGUUCUAGAUAGCUUGCCUCCAGCCAGUAGAGGGUCUGUUGGGCCAUUUAUGCAGGAUCAGAACCUUUUUGCACAAAAGCUGUUGGGUCAAGUAUCUAAAGAAGAACUGGAGGCUGAGAAGAAACGCAUUCUCCAAUGCAUUGACUUAGCCGAGAAGAUUAAGCAGUAUUGUAAGCACUGAGACAGUGGUUGUAUUAACUUUUACUGAGGGUAUUGAUGGUUUCUGCUCAAUGAUAUUAUACAUUUAAGGUUUCUUGCACUUAUGAUUCCUACAGACACAAAAUAAUAAGGUAGCCAAAAAAGCUUAUUGGGCAUUGUCUGUGAUGAUCCUGUGGAUUCCCCCACAGGUUGAUGAGUGUUUUUUUAUAGUACACAGCUAUGCAAUAGGUUUCUAUAAAGAAAAAGAAAAUUUGGAGUUCAUGUGAUGCCUUUUUAUUAACUAACUUAAUUAAAGGUGCAAGCUUUUGGUGCCACGUUCUCUCCCUUUUUCAGGCUUUGUACACUUCUGAAAAAUGGUUCUAAAUCCCACAUAGUUAUAAGGAGGAACAAUUUAAAAUAAAGGGUACCACAUAUACUCCAAACUUUUCACAUGAUGCAAUACACUUCUAUUAUGGAGCAAAGGGAAGGACUUUAAUCAUAGAUACUUAACAACUUUUCAUUGGCCAAACCACAAAGUACAUUGUAGUUGUCUUCAGGAUGGACAGAUAAAUGUAGUCUUUCUCACUGAAGAACUCCAGACUUCCUUUCACUUUAAAUACUUUGUUUGGGCCAGCUUGGUUAAAACAAGUUCUUACUGUGCCUGAAUGGUAUAGAUAUUGCUGAAAAUCCAAAUUUUGGAGGCACUAAGGACUUUCAUGGUACCACUAUAAUCCUAACACUAAAAAGAAUUUAAAACCACAUUUUGUUACAAUCUAUAAAAUCAUGAAUACAUUAAUCGAACAGAAAAAAAAA
This is a messenger RNA of Rana temporaria (common frog), 1736 nucleotides long. It is a transcript of the gene BLVRA, whose product is annotated as biliverdin reductase A. The transcript is spliced from 7 exons. Lineage: Eukaryota; Metazoa; Chordata; Amphibia; Anura; Ranidae. Gene Ontology annotation, molecular function: nucleotide binding; biliverdin reductase [NAD(P)H] activity; zinc ion binding. The record is from RefSeq and is a predicted model, not a curated record. The coding region runs from base 94 to 966 and encodes 290 amino acids. Gene Ontology annotation, cellular component: cytoplasm. Gene Ontology annotation, biological process: heme catabolic process.